UCGUGAUUGCGUGGCGCGCGUUUGUUACCGCUUCACGUUCCCGCUGCUGAAACUCUCACCGCGCGACGUUCCUCGCGCGGCCAUUCGCAGUGGAGAAUACCGUUCGCGCGCGCGGAAUAUACCGAGGGAACUGUUCACUGUUCAGUGUUGGUCGGCGCGACAGAGGUAGAAAAGCUGACAGAGGCGAAUCAGCCGUGGCUUCGAAUCCGUAGUGUUCUCCGCGGUGGCUUGCGGUGGCUUGCGGUGGCUUCUUAUGGGAAGCGUUUGUGAGUCAAUGUGAAAACGCCGCGAGUGGGAGCGUUGGACGGAGUUUUUCGAUUGUCGUCGUGCGACAAAUCUGUGUCUGUGCUGUCUGUGCGCGAUGCGCCCCGUAUAUUAUAUACGAAUCCAUCCGCGAAGUGUUUACCUUUGACGACCACCUGUUGCGCGGCUAAACCGCGCCACACGUCUCUCUUGUGUCACGUUGGAUUAACCGGAUUACGCCGCCCCGAGAGAUGCCCUUCGCGUGAAGAUAAAUCAUCGACCGUGAAGACCAUCGGCUAAGACACCGCGAAAGAAAAGGUGGAUUCGUGAUAUCGUAGGUGGAAGACGAAGGAAUCUAGUGAGGACGGUGGGCGUAGCGGCGACGACAUGAAGCAUGCAGCAUGCGUGGUAGCGGUGACGGCUGCGCGGUCUUGCCUUCAACCCCUGGUGUCCGCCAGCCGCUAUCUCGCCAUUCAUGCCCUUCCCGGUGAUCCUCUCUACUUCAUCGUUGAGGCUAAGUCGAGAGUAAAGGAGGUUUAUACGCAGACAUGCACACUUCUCAGCCAACAGGGCAUGCGAGAUUGCGAACUUUUUGGUUUGGCUAUAUUGUCCGACGGCGAAUACCUAUUUGUGGAUCCUGAGAAUAAGCUGAGCAAAUACGCCCCAAAGAAUUGGCGAAAUUCUCAUACAUAUGGUUUGGAUAGCAGUGGAAGACCAGCCUUUGUCCUAUACUUUCGAGUUCGUUUCUAUAUCGAUACACCAUUACUUUUAAGCGAUGAGACGACACGGCAUCAUUAUUACCUGCAACUGCGCGACAAUGUCGUCAGGCACGGCGGUGGGGUGGAGAGCCUCCAUCCUCACCAUCCCCUUCAUGAACCAUCUAUCGUCACGUCAUUGUUGGUGCUCGCUGGGCUUGCCCUUCAAGCCGACCUUGGCGAUUAUUCCGAAGAACGUCACAGACCGCAUGCAGGAUCUGUCGGUUAUUGCAAAUCCACGGAUUACCUUCCUUCCCAUAUGUGCCUCGAGUCGAACGUGCUCACCGUGCUUGCAGCCCAGCACAGAGAGUACAGUGGGCUCUCUAGAGAGGAGGCAGAGUUGCAAUAUAUCCGGGAGGCAGUGCUGUUGGAGGCGCCGCUCAACGCUCACCUGUAUCGGUUGCGCCGAAGUAAGAACGAGGCGGGACCGGGCCGCAUACUCCUGGCAAUUUGCGCUCGUGGAGUGCGAAUCUACGCCGAGGAGGAGACGCCGCGCGUUUUCGCUUGGAACAAUAUCGGCAAACUCUCUUUUGAUCGCAAAAAAUUCGAAAUCCGUGCAGUUGAUCAGCCGGAAAAACUUACCCUCUACAGCGGAUGUGAUGACAAGAGUAAACUCCUCUUGGGACUUUGCCGUGACACCCAUCAGUUCUCUAUGGCUAUAGCGCCUAGAGUAAAUGAAGCUAUGAAACGAGAAGAAGAAGAACGGAAAGUCUUGAGGGAUUGUUACAUGUACCCUACUCGAUGUAAGUUGAGUUUAGCGACGCGCGGUGCGCGUGGUGAUCAACGAAUUUCUGUCAUCUCGAGUACAUCCUCGAAUACAACAUCUGGUAUUGUCAGCGAUCGGGUGCAUAGCGAAGAUGAACCUGAUACUGCACCAGCAUCGACCGAAUGUUUGCCUCGUCUUACCUUAGAAACGAUAUCUUAUUCAGAUGGCCAGAGUAGAGUUUUAAAUGGCACGAAUGGGGAUACAGAUAAUCACUCUAUGCCACCUUCUUCCGUUUCUGUUAUUGACGAGAUUGACAAUUCCGACGCCACUUCUACAUCGGUGGUAUUACGUCUCGCGUCAAGUGCCGCGACCGCCGCCGAGGGCUCACAAUGCAGCAGCAGUUGCAGUACAGUAGUUGUCGUUAAUACAUCCACAGGCGGACCAUCGCGAAUGCGCCGGGCUUCUGCGACCUCUAGUUUGGAGUUAGGUUACUCGCAUACAGCACAAAAUUCGACAAUUUCCACGGAGACAGCUAGUUUUCCGGGUGCUAUUUAUGACAGGUGUAAGAAGACAGGUAAAUAUACAGGUACUGAUAUUGCGAGCGAGACUAGUGGCGUGUAUACACUGAGAAGCAGUGAGAUUCAAGACGAAAGAAUCGGCGAUGAUUUGUAUUUGCCUACGGGUGAUACCAACGCAUCCUCUGCGGCGAGCGAUGUUUGUGCCUUGAGCUCCGUUCAGUCUACCACUGAUGAAGCGUCUAUCACAUCCGGUUUCUAUACUAUUCACAGUGGAUUACGAUCUGAAAGCAGUUAUACGGAAGACGUCGGCGCGGAAGAUCAGGAACCGAUAUAUAGUCUUUGCAAAGGUGACGACGACGAGGUCUCCUUGAACCGACAGCUCGAAGAUUCACGCUCGCGAAGCAAUAGCAUACUCAGCGUGAGCAGUUUCCGAGGCGAUGGUAGCGAUCCAUCCAAAGCGAGGCCGUUAUUGUCGGCUGACGAGUUAUCGGAUUUGAUAGUCGGCAGGUAUCCCCCACGUAAAACUAUUAGCAAUUCGAUGGACUCGGACUGCGAUUACGUGACGAUGCCACCUCCACCUCCGCCGCCACCUAGAACGGACAGUGAUCGACAAUUACCGCCGCCAUAUCCGAUAGAAAGCAUUGACUACGCAACAAUCAACGUUUCAAAGAGAUCCGGCAUACCGGAAUUGGCUCGGGAACGUGAACCACCUCCGCCACCACCAUACAACAAAACUUGCAGUGACUUCGUCCCGUUACCACCUAGACGAACCGAUCCACCACCGCCGCCACCUUCGUAUACAUCGUCACGAGAGAGGAUUCAAAUACCACCACCCACCCCACCACGAAAUGACGCGGUGACGCCACGAGAACCUCCACCACCUCCGCCGCCCUAUCCCGACAUGUCAGCGACGAUUGGCUCUGUAACGAAAGUAGUAAAAAUCAUCAACGACGUCGCCGGAAAUAUCGCGCCACCAAAACCACCGCCUAGGAUCCAACCUCCCACUUACCCAGGCGAUAAAAUGAAACCCACACCUGUACAUGCUCCGGUUGCCGCUCUCGUAGUAGGUCCAAACAAUUACCUAGACGUACACGCUUCCCGAAGCGGUCCGGUACUUCUACCAUAUUUGACGACACCACCGCCUCCGCCUCCUUUACCACCGCCACCGAUAAUACAUCCGCGACAACCACCGCCGCCACCACCACCACCGCCACCACCAUCAACGCAACCAGCAUCAAGUUUGGCGACCGUCUAUACGAGUCAGGUUUCUCGAUCACAAAUAGAACAGUACAAACAACAACUUUAUUCCGAUGUUGAUUAUGUUAUGUUUCCGCUCAAAGAUCCAGCGGUGUCGAAGCAAGAGUAUAUCGACGCCAAACAAGGUUCCCUUCUGGCGGCUAUGGCGGCUUAUCCGCCUCCACCGUAUCCUUCCUUUAGCAAAUCUUCAGUGAUGUAUCGUAGCACGCCAUACCUUCCCGGUUCCUCUUUUUCCUCGCAAUCCAAAUAUGCGUCCAACCAAAAUCUCAGCUCUAGUGACACAGGCAGUUCCAGCGGUAAUUAUCUGCAAGGCAAUCUGAAUAGUCACUAUGCUGCUAGCACUAGUUCGCUGUAUAGCGGUGCAACUUGUUCGUCUACGGGUAGUCACAGUCUCAGAAGAGAGCCGCCCGUACCAACUCACCCUCACACGUUGAAUGCGUUCUCGCGGACCAAAAGUGACGAGAAUAUUCUCAAAUGCUUGAAUACCUUGUUCACAAAUAAGAUGCAGUCUCUACCGCAAUCCAAGCAUCGCAGAUUACCGCCACCGCCACCACCACCGCCCUACGAAAUACAGAAUCUUGAUAAGAAUCAACCACUGCCAUCGUCUUCUUCAGUGGCAACUUCCUCGUUGGUAACUACGACAACAAACAAACUUAAGAAACUCAGCAAUGGUAUAGAAGAAAAUGAUGAAAGGAAAAGUGAUGAUAUGUUAGAUAUCCGAACGCUUCGCGAGAAAAGUCGUAAUUUAGAUUUACCAUUAAUUUCUGCGCUAUGUAACGAUCAAUACCUGCUAAAGCAGACAAAAGCUUUUGUUCUGCCGAAGCAUCCCAGCGAAAUAACUUCCACUGCUGUACCCAUGAAGAGUGGUACACGAAGCAAUGGCACGACGUCCAGUAGGAGCAAGUAUCCGGUGAGUGGACUGUCAACGACACAAAUACAGAAACCACUUAGAAAAUCUUCAACAAGCACUCACAAGCAUCCCUCUGAGAUAAAGAGCAAUGCCUACAAGGUCAAUGUCUCUUCCACUGGGGUCUCGACUAUUAAAAAGGACUUUACAAGGACAUCUCAUUCCUAACGCUUGUGUAGACAUUCUUUUCUCAUUCAUAGACUCUUAGCUCAGGAUGAAAGUACAUUCCAUAAUCUCAUAAUCACUAUUACGCCCUAUGUCGAUUUAAUGUAAUUAAUAUGACGUACUAAGGAGCUGUACGACAAAUUAAAUAUCAUUUUCGCAGACCGUGCUUCUUUGAUUCAGGGUGCCAUUUUGUUUGUUCGCUGUUUUUUUUCUUUUUCUUCUUUUCUCAUAAAUAUGUAGAAGCUCCAACUAGUUUGUUUCAAUAUUAUUAGAUUGAUAUAUUUGAACAUUUUGAUAUUAGAUAUACUAAAGUAUACUAAAGUGUUAUUGUCUCUUGCUCAAUUAUAUGUUGCGACGAAAAUUCCAUUCAUAAGCCCCGAUAAAGGCGGCACUAGUCCCGCUCGUUAGGAUAAAUCAUAGAGUUAUUGGCCAUUGCAUAUAUGAUAAUUAUAAUCUGCCGAGGAUUAGAUAAUUUUAUAUGUUUACACUAUUCGUAUGUUUUAAUUAGGAACGAUUUAAAAAAUUCAAUAUUUUCA
Molecule: messenger RNA, 5087 nt
Organism: Atta colombica
Lineage: Eukaryota; Metazoa; Arthropoda; Insecta; Hymenoptera; Formicidae
Product: protein expanded
Biological process (GO): positive regulation of hippo signaling
Cellular component (GO): cytoskeleton; cytoplasmic side of apical plasma membrane
Source: RefSeq, a predicted model, not a curated record